AUGAUUCAAAAAACUAUACAAAAACAGCUAUUAUAUAAAUCUUCAUCACCAAAUCCAGAUAAAAAUGUCAAACAGAACCGCUCCAGUCACAAAAGCGUAUACGAUUCGACGUUGGGUUUAAAGAGAGAACGUUUAGGUCACAAAGAAUUAAGUAAUAAAGAGCACAAAAAGAUAACAUCUACUGAAAUAUUACCGCAAUAUUCAAAACAAAUAACAAAUAAAAAAGGACUUGGGAAUAAUAAAAACAAUAGAAAUCUUACACCGCAGGAUUUAGAAAUAAUAAAAAUAUUUACAUCACCAGAAUGGUCGAAAAAAACAUUUUAUACAUCGAAUAAUUCUAUAGUAAAUGCAAUGGUUAACGAUGAUAAUAUUCCGAUAAAUACGGAAUCAGAAAAUAUAUUAGGUAAAAAUGAUAAUGAAGCAGAAUCAGUAGAAUAUCAGCUAGAUACUAUACAAGAAAUUGUCGACCAAGAAACUGAAGUAACUGAUUACGUCGAAGAAAAACGAAACGUAUACCUUCCUAAUGAAUCGUUUAAUAGUGUCCAGGUAUUCGAAGCAGAAGAGAAAGAAUUGGAAAACAAUCAAGAAAGCAUAACUGAAAGCAUGGUGGAGAAUCAAAAUGAUAGGGAAUUGUUCGAGGUAUCCAGUUUUAAUAGUAAAACGCAGCACGAAUUUAAUAUGUCUUUUGAAACAAGUAACGAUAUAACUAAUGAUUUUGGAUCACACCUAUCGCGUACAAUCUCUAAUGUCGAUGCGUCGGACAAAUCAUUAAAAGUUGAUAAGAGCAACUGUAUUUAUAAUGAAGAAGAUGUGUAUGAAAACCAAAUUGGCAUUGAGCAUGAAUGCGAAUGCUAUUCUUAUAAAGAACAUUGUGAAGAACAAGAAGCUUCACUGAAUCUCAAAUCCGCGGUGUCCACAUCCAACUUGUCAUCCAAACAAAUAUGGAACGACUUGGCUUUUAUGCAGCAUUUCAAUUUCAAUGACUAUAGUAGUGACAGCUAUGGUUCUAAAAUAGUUGAUUCAACGCCCACGGGGUCAUUAAACACCGAUGUCAUGACUCGAAUAAUUCGUCAAAACAAAUCACGUACAUUUACACUCUCAUAUUAGUAGUAUUAACAAAUGUUUAUUGCAGUUGUGAAUUAUCUAGGUAACUACAUGACUGAAAAGCAAAUGAGUAAUGAGUCAGCAUACAAAGAAGCCAUGGAACUGAUAUUCGAAGAAACCAAAGUAUCACUGGGACAACUUUUAAUUGAGGGCUUGUUACUUGUGUCAAAGAGACAUCGUCAAGACGCAUUUAAAUACUUAGGUAAAUGGUUGUUGAUUCAAGCUGAUAUCAAAGAUGAAAAUAAAACUGAAGAAGAGUCUAUGUUGAGUUUCGGAAAAUGA
This is a messenger RNA of Rhopalosiphum maidis (corn leaf aphid), 1386 nucleotides long. RefSeq lists its product as uncharacterized. The record is from RefSeq and is a predicted model, not a curated record. The transcript is spliced from 3 exons. Lineage: Eukaryota; Metazoa; Arthropoda; Insecta; Hemiptera; Aphididae.